Erpetoichthys calabaricus (reedfish) is the source of this 1348-nucleotide messenger RNA. RefSeq names its product P2Y purinoceptor 2-like. Gene Ontology annotation, biological process: G protein-coupled receptor signaling pathway. Gene Ontology annotation, cellular component: plasma membrane. The record is from RefSeq and is a predicted model, not a curated record. Bases 133 to 1143 code for a protein of 336 amino acids. The transcript has 2 exons. Gene Ontology annotation, molecular function: A1 adenosine receptor binding; G protein-coupled UTP receptor activity. NCBI's taxonomy places the organism in Eukaryota, Metazoa, Chordata, Cladistia, Polypteriformes, Polypteridae.
ACUUCUGUGUUGAAAGAGUGUUGAAGAGGCGGUUUGUCACCCAGUCGGAUUCUUAUUAUUCAAACGAGUCAAUCUUUUGGAAAACAGGCGGAAAAAUACAGACGGAAAGAUACAGAUGGAACUGUGUGAAAAAUGGAUCCAGUAACCAAUCCCUUUGUAAAUGUUUCAAGUAUGAACCAAAGCAGCCUGUACAAGUGUGUUUUAAAUGAGAACUUUGAGUUCAUUUUACUACCAAUCUGUUAUGGGAUUGUAUUUGUUAUUGGGCUGAUCCUUAAUGCUUUUGCCCUUUUCAUCUUUACCUUUCGCAUGAAAGAAUGGACCUGCAGCACUAUUUACAUGUUUAAUCUGUCCAUCUCUGACACCUUGUAUGUCAUCAGCCUGCCGCUUCUCAUAUACUACUAUGCCAAAGAAAACAACUGGCCUUUUGGUGAUGCCAUGUGCAGAAUCAUUAGAUUCCUUUUUUAUAACAACCUCUACUGCAGUAUCCUCUUUCUUUCCUGCAUCAGCAUUCACCGCUUUUUGGGCAUCUGUUUUCCUAUGCAAUCCUUGGAAUGGCUUAAUGUGCGCCAUGCCCGCAUAUGUUCUGUGCUCAUCUGGAUCAUUGUUGUGUCUUGCCAGGCUCCCAUCCUUUAUUUCUCCCAGACCUAUAACAACAACGGCAAUGUCCUCUGCUAUGACACAACACCCCGUGGAUUGUUUCCCCAGUUUCUGGUUUACAGCUCCAUAAUAUGUGUGAUGCUCUUCUGUUUGCCCAUCCUAACUGUCAUUAUCUGUUAUUGCCUAAUGGCCAAGCAGCUUAUGCAGCCUAGUGCUGAAGGCACCUCCUCUUCCCGGAUUAAGAAGAAAUCAAUCAGGAUGAUUGUGAUUGUCCUUCUUGUUUUCAUCCUCUGCUUUUUGCCUUUUCACAUCACCCGGACCAUUUAUUACAUCUUCAGGCAGCUCAAUGUGGAAUGUGACAUGCUGGAGGCUUCCAACAUUGCUUAUAUAGUGACCAGGCCUCUAGCCAGUGCUAACAGCUGUUUAGAUCCCAUUUUGUAUUUUUUGUCAGGACAGAAUUUCCGCAAAGUGUUUGUCUCUGCCUCCAAAAAGAAAAACAACACUUUAAAAUUAAGCUCCUUCAAUCCUACUUUUUCCAAAGUGUGAGAGACUAUUUUAAAUUAAUGUAGUAAUUUCAAGUCGGCAAAGAACAACUUGAAGGACAUAUUCAAUAUAUACAAAAUAUGUACUGUAUAUCAAUCCAUUUAUUUAUUUUAUCAGUCUGUGUUAUCCAUUACCAAUUUGCAGGCUGCUAGAAUUGGACAAAGACAGAAGACAUCCCUCACCCACAUUGGGUCAGACAACACGUACA